GACAAAUCCAUUUGUCUCUCGUGCUACCAAUUACUGCGUCUCCAUUGUCUUUCUGCAUAGCCAAAGUUUCUCGUGCCAAUACAAAGUCAUUCCACAACACAAGCACCAAUAUGGCAUCGAGGCCGGAGCUCAAGGUCGACGAUGAGUACGGCUUCAUCAAAUUCUUCAAGAACCUGUCCGGGACAGAUGACGACACGAUACGACUGUUUGACAGAAACGACUACUACACGGCACAUGGUGAUGACGCCAAAUUCAUCGCCCAGAACCAGUACAAAACUACCUCGGUUAUCAAGCAACUCGGCCGUGAUCCCGGACUCCCAUCAGUCACGCUAUCACAGACAGUGUUUCGCAACUUCCUUCGAGAGGCUCUAUUCAGACUAGGCAAGCGCAUUGAGAUCUGGGAAUCUGCUGGUAAGAACAAAUUCACGCUCGCCAAGCAGGCAUCACCAGGCAAUCUACAGGAUGUCGAAGAUGAGCUCGGCAGUAGCAUGGAGGCAGCUCCCAUCAUUCUUGCCGUAAAGGUAUCAGCCAAGGCAUCAGAAGCUCGCAACGUCGGUGUGUGCUUUGCGGAUGCUAGUGUGCGCGAGCUGGGUGUCAGCGAGUUUGUGGACAACGACAUCUACUCCAACUUCGAGAGCCUGAUCAUCCAACUUGGUGUACGAGAGUGCUUGGUCCAGUACGACGGUCAGAAGAAGGAUGGAGAAUUGGCCAAGCUGAGAGCGAUCGCCGACAACUGUGGAUGUGCCGUAUCAGAACGCCCAUCAGCAGACUUCAGCAGCAAAGACAUCGAGCAGGACUUGAGCAGAUUGCUGCGCGAAGAACGCACAUCAACUCUACCCCAGACCGAGCUACGAUUGGCUAUGGGAGCCUCUGCUGCACUUGUCAAGUAUCUGGGUGCCAUGUCAGAUUCUUCCAAUUACGGUCAAUACCAGCUAUACCAACACGACCUGUCGCAAUACAUGAAGCUCGAUGCAUCUGCUCUGAAAGCGCUCAAUCUCAUGCCUGGACCCAAAGACGGAUCGAAAACCAUGAACCUGUACGGCUUGCUCAAUCACUGCAAAACACCAAUUGGCAGCAGACUUCUCGCCCAGUGGCUCAAGCAACCUCUGAUGAAUCUAGAAGAGAUCGAACGCAGACUACAACUUGUCGAGGCCUUCGUCAAUGAUACACAGCUCUCUGAGUCGAUGUCGGCAGACCACCUCAAGUCCAUUCCUGACCUUUACCGCCUGGCCAAGAAAUUCCAACGCAAAAAUGCCAACCUGGAAGAUGUCAUUCGCGUCUAUCAAGUCGCUAUCCGCAUUCCUGGCUUCAUCGGCACGCUCGAAGCAGUGAUGGAUGAAGAGUACAAGGAUCCUCUUGACCGAGAAUACACAAACAAGUUACGCGAGUGUGCCGAUGCUCUGGGCAAACUACAAGAGAUGGUUGAGACAACAGUUGACCUUGACGCAUUGGAUAAUCAUGAGUUCAUCAUAAAGUCCGAUUUCGACGAAGGUCUGAAGGUGAUUCGAACAAAGCUUGACAAGCUCCGUUAUGGUAUGGACAAGGAACACGGCAGAGUCGGAGAUGAUCUCGGUCUAGACACGGAAAAGAAGCUCUUCCUUGAGAACCACAAAGUUCAUGGCUGGUGCUUCCGCGUGACAAGAGCAGAAGCUGGCACAAUUCGCAACAAGAAGCAAUAUCAGGAGUGCUCAACACAAAAGAACGGUGUCUACUUCACUACAACGACACUGCAAGCAAUGCGCAGAGAGCAUGAUCAACUGUCGGAAAACUAUAAUCGCACGCAAAGCGGAUUGGUCCAAGAAGUCGUUGGUGUCGCAGCCUCAUAUUGUCCUGUCGUUGAGAAGCUCGCCGGCAUCCUCGCGCACAUGGAUGUAAUUGUCUCGUUCGCGCAUGUGGCCCUCCAAGCCCCUGUACCAUACUGCCGACCAAAGAUGCACCCUCGCGGCACUGGCAACACAGUCCUCGUUGAGGCACGUCACCCUUGCAUGGAAGUUCAAGACGAGAUCACAUUCAUGGCCAACGACGUUACUCUGAAGCGCGAAGACUCAGAAUUUUUGGUCAUCACAGGUCCCAACAUGGGUGGUAAGAGUACAUACAUCCGCCAGAUUGGUGUCAUCGCUCUGAUGGCACAGAUGGGCUGCUUUGUACCGUGCACUUCUGCCGAGCUCACCUUGUUCGACUGUAUCCUCGCUCGUGUUGGAGCUAGCGACAGUCAACUUAAGGGUGUUUCCACCUUCAUGGCGGAGAUGCUGGAAACAGCCAACAUCCUCAAAUCAGCUACGAAGGAGAGUCUGAUCAUUAUUGACGAACUAGGUCGUGGCACAAGCACAUACGAUGGUUUCGGCCUGGCUUGGGCCAUCAGCGAGCACAUUAUCAAAGAGAUUGGUGCUUUUACUCUUUUCGCAACACACUUCCAUGAGUUGACUGCUUUGGUUGACACAUAUCCACAAGUUCAAAAUCUGCAUGUCGUUGCAGAUGUCAGCGAUGGUCAAUCAUCAGAUUCUGCACCUCAAGUGUUGCUCAUGUACAAGGUCGAACCUGGUAUCAGUGAUCAAAGUUUCGGUAUCCACGUCGCCGAGCUCGUGCGCUUCCCUCGCAAAGUCAUCUCAAUGGCCAAGCGCAAGGCAGAUGAGCUCGAAGAUUUCGCUGGCAAGAACGAAGAAGAAAAGUCAGAGCUCAAGAAUGCUAGCCAAGAGGACGUCGCAGAGGGAAAUAGGCUCCUCAAAGAGCUGCUCAUCAAGUGGAAGAAGGAGACUGAAGGCCAAAACAUGGACGGCAAGGAACAGGUAAAGAGGCUCAAGACUAUGGUUGCAGAAGACGAGAAGUUGAGGGCAAACAAGUUCUUUGUUGGGUUGAAAGGACUGUGAUGGUAAUGACUGGUUUUACAUGAUUUGCUCUUUCCUUGCCCGAGACUGAUAACCUUGCUCUUCUGCGUUGAUGCAAAUGAUUCAUUUUCCGUAGCUCGAGAAGAAAUACAACAAGCAAUGAGUGCAAACACAUCCCAUGUCAUGA
Molecule: messenger RNA, 3012 nt
Organism: Aureobasidium subglaciale EXF-2481
Lineage: Eukaryota; Fungi; Ascomycota; Dothideomycetes; Dothideales; Saccotheciaceae
Exons: 1
Coding region: 111-2867 (918 amino acids)
Biological process (GO): mitotic recombination; mismatch repair
Cellular component (GO): MutSalpha complex; nucleus
Molecular function (GO): ATP binding; mismatched DNA binding; ATP-dependent DNA damage sensor activity
Source: RefSeq, a predicted model, not a curated record